Messenger RNA from Funneliformis mosseae, 1086 nucleotides. NCBI's taxonomy places the organism in Eukaryota, Fungi, Glomeromycota, Glomeromycetes, Glomerales, Glomeraceae. The record is from the annotation of a GenBank genome assembly.
AUGUCGAACCAACGUGUCGUAGUACUUGGCGCUGGUAUUGCAGGGCUAUCUACGGCUAAUUUACUCUUACAGCAAGAAAAAGGGUUUAAAGUGCAUAUUGUCGCCAAACAUUUUCCAGGGGAUUUAUCUGGCGAAUACACAAGUCCUUGGGCUGGUGCACACUGGAGAAGCCAUGCUACAAAAGAUGACACUAGACAGCAAGAAUUUGAUAGAAUAACUUACAACCAUCUUUGGAAACUUGCUAAAGCACCACAAAAUAAAACAGGAAUUAUGAUUAUUGAUGAAUUCGAAUAUUGGGAGAGAUUUCCACAAGAUUUCUCUGAUCCAUGGUUCAAGACAUUAUGUCAUGAGUAUCGACAUUUAAGAAAAGAAGAGCUGCCAACUGGCAUUGAGUUUGGAAUCACAUACAAAUCAAUUUCUAUUAAUCCAUUAACCUAUCUUAGCUACCUUCUCAAUAAUUUCACCUCUUUGGGUGGUACCACACAACGCGUCAAUUUAUUAUCACACUUAAAUGAAUGUUUGGAAAGCGAAACCGAUAUUGUUAUCAAUUGUUCGGGUAUUCAUGCCAGAACUUUAGGGGGAGUUGAAGACCCUAACGUCUACGCAGCGAGGGGUCAAACUGUGAUUGUGCAGUUGCCUCGUUCAUAUAUGAAUUGGGCUUUCUUUAAGCGAGCGGCUAAUGGAGGAGAAGUAACAUACGCGAUCCCGCACGAUGAUGGCGAAGUUAUUCUUGGUGGAACUUAUGACGAACAUAAAUAUUCGACAGACAUUGAUUAUAAUACAGCUAAAGGAAUUAUUCAACGAUGUCUCGCAACUCGUCCGGAUAUCUUGCCAAACGACCAAACUCAACUAACAAUCAAGAGGCACGGAGUUGGUCUUCGACCUUGUCGUAAAGGUGGUGUAAGAAUCGAGGCCGAAUGGACAAUUUCGAAAAAAUUCGGCAAAAGAAUUCUCAUUUGUCAUAAUUACGGUCAUGGGGGUUCUGGCUUUGAAUCAAGUCAUGGGACCGCACAACAUACGAUAAAGGUCUUGAAAGAAGCUUUACAGGGACGUCCAAAUUUCCAAUUGCAAAUUUCAAAACUUUAG